Molecule: messenger RNA, 3784 nt
Organism: Lepisosteus oculatus (spotted gar)
Lineage: Eukaryota; Metazoa; Chordata; Actinopteri; Semionotiformes; Lepisosteidae
Gene: slc16a9b
Product: solute carrier family 16 member 9b
Biological process (GO): transmembrane transport
Cellular component (GO): membrane
Molecular function (GO): monocarboxylic acid transmembrane transporter activity
Source: RefSeq, a predicted model, not a curated record
CAAAAGGCAUUUCUAUUUUGUCCACCCUGAGGAAAUUUCAUGCAGAGUCGUGAAGGGGAAUGCCAUUCAGAAUGAGGCGUCGCAGUAUUUCGGUUUUACCUGCAUGAUGUGCGAGAAAUCUGUAGUUGCACCCUAUAAGAAUGGGUAACAGUCAAUAAAAUAAAUGUGACCUCUUUGUUUAUGAGAAUUCACAAUGGAUAGAACAAAUUAAGUGUAGGCUGAAGCAAAACAAACAGAUCUGCUGUGACGGUUAAAAUCGGUGUUUUAACAUUUGAUUUGAGACGCUUCAAAUUGUGCCGGUUCGCCCCCGACAUGACACGAGUCUAUUUAUUAAGAAGUAGAGAAACGCCAGAAAACACGCACACGUAUCAAAAACCACCCCCAAAACAUUACCAUUGUCAAAUAAGUAUCUCUACCCUUUGAAGUUCAUUAUUAGUGAUAAGGACUGGGUUUAAUACAGUGCAACGUGGCAAAAAAAACAACCCAAAGAUUUGUAAUUCGUUGUAGAUAUAGGACAAAAAUAAAUAACAACACCACAAAAAAAGGUGUGAAAACAUUAGGGGAGGGUAGAGGACGGAGGGGGGUGUGGGGGCUGUCUUCAGACCCACUCCCCUCCUCUGAGGUGUGGUCUGUGCAUCUCUGAAGGGACAAAACCAGCAGCGUGCUGUGGAGAUGGUGGUUAGUCAGUGUGGCAGGUGAGCUGCCUGGAUUGUCCAGGCAAGAGCACCCAAGUCCUCAGUUGAACAUCAAGGUACUGUGACAUCCCUUUGAGAGCCGACAGCCCGUGCCAGAAGAUGACUGCCCCGAGCUCGGAGAAGGCGCUGGAUGGUGGCUGGGGCUGGGCCAUUGUGGCGGCAUCCUUCAUGGGCCAGCUCCUUGCCUACGGGUCCCCUCAGUCCGUCGGGGUGCUGUACCCGGAGUGGCUGAGCGCCUUUCAGGAAGGGAAAGGAGUGACGGCGUGGGUCGGCUCUCUGGUGUCCGGGGUUGGACUGAUUGCGAGUCCUGUCUGCAGUGCCUGUGUGGUGAACUUCGGCGCCAGACCUGUCACCGUCUUCAGUGGUGUGAUGGUGGCAGGUGGGCUGAUGCUCAGUGCAUUUGCCCCCAAUGUCCAGUUCCUGUUUUUCUCCUAUGGGAUAGUAGUUGGACUGGGCUGUGGGCUGGUGUAUGCUGCCACUGUCACCAUCACUUGCCAGUAUUUCGACAAGAGGCGAGGCCUGGCUCUGGGCAUAGUCACAACAGGUACGAGCGUGGGAGGCUUUUUGUAUGCCACGGCCCAGAAUGAGCUCAUAGAGCUAUACGGACUGGAAGGAUGCCUGUUGAUGGUUGGAGCGUUGUCCCUCAACCUCAUGGCCUGUGCUGGGCCCAUGAGGCCCCUUCGCCAGCCGGGUUAUUUCCUGAAGCAAAAAGCGGCGCUCGAACGGACGGAGGAGCAGCUUUCCAUCCGCCCGGAGAGGCACCCCUUCCCGGAGGAACCCAGCAAGAAGUGCCUCGCCAGCGUGGAGAAAGGUUUGGUGGCGGGCGACGGCGACGGGAAAGAUCCCGCAGCGUCCGAGAGGGCUUUCCUUGGCAGCUCUGCCCUCGUCCGGAUCAUCAAGCAGAAGCGGCAAGCCUACGCCAAGUACGUCCGCACCACCGGGGAGAUCCUGCGCGACCGGGUGUUUGCGUGCCUUUGCGUCUGCCUGUUCCUCUUCAGCCUCGGGGCCUUCCCGCCGGUGCUCUUCAUGGAGGACGUAGCCAGGAGCUCGGGCCUCGUCGAGGGAGUCUGUGUCAUCCCCCUCGUUUCCAUCGUAGCCAUCAUGACGGGCGUCGGCAAGCUCGCGCUCGGCGUCAUGGCCGACCUGAGCUGGAUGAACAGCCUGUACUUGUACACAUUCACCAUAGUUGGUUCAGGGGUGGUGCUUCUCAUCAUUCCCACGGCCGAGAGCUUCGUUGAGCUUGCAGUCCUUUCAGGACUGGUAGGAUUCUUCUCUGGGAACUGGUCCAUUACGCCAUACGUAACCACCAAGAUCGUGGGGCUCGAAGGAUUAACCCAGGCCUACGGGAUUUUGAUGUUCUUCGGUGGAUUUGGAAUUAUGCUUGGCCCUCCAGUUGUGGGUUGGUUCUACGACUGGACAGAGUCCUAUGACCUAGCAUUUUAUUUCAGUGGAGUGUGUGUGUUGCUGGGAGGAUUGGGCCUUUUGGUCUCUGCGUUGCCUUGCUGGGACAAAAACAUCAAAGACACCCCCAGGCCCGAAAUUAAAUACACCAGUAGCCACGGCAAAGUUGCCUCAGUUGCCUAGAUAGUGUUCAAAUGCACAACAUUUAGAAUUUUAUUAGAGCUCCCAAAGCUGCAUUGUAACAGCCUUUGUCAGGUACCCAACGUGGAGUGCUCAUGGGAGCCAGCAACUUAAUAGAGAAUUUCUCGUUCCUUCUUAAUUUGAGAGUCAUGAAAUUAAGUGGGUCGCUUGUUCUCAAAGGGCUUAACAUCCUAGCCGGCAGUGAUUUUAAUACUUCAGAUUUUUUCACGAUGUGUUCAAACGCUUUGCUAUUACAGUCCUGUUUUAAGAGACUCGGAUAAUCAAGUUGAACACGGCAUGCUGGUUACUGUAAUAAUUCCCUUUGUGGAUUGUGUCGCAUACCUGAAAGAGCAAAUCUCUUCCCUGUGCAUUGUGGGGGCUCUUACUGAAGUUACAAAAAGGAGCUUCUGUUGUAAAUUAUACAGGGUACAGUAAUAUUGGACAGUGCUGCCCACUGUUAAUACCAAACCAGGUGGGAAAUAUAGAAUAUUAUAUUUACCAUGCAAAUUGUGUAUAUACACAUACACACAUGCAAAACAUAUUGGAAUAAAUGAGGGAAAUGCACUUUAGUGCCUUUUACUCAGUAGAUUUUUGUUACAUCUUAAAAUGUUUGGUUGUUAACUCUUCUAGCAAAAGAGUUAAGCCUAAUGAAUAAAAAUGGUUCUUUGAAAUAAAAUGGUUCUUUGAAAAAUAAGAAUUAGAGUAAUAUGAUUUAUAUAAUUAAUAUGAUUUUCGCAAGGUAUCAUGGGAACAUGUGCAGGUUCUGAUAGGAUAUACCUGUAUACAUCACACUGAUAGAUGGAGAAAUGCUGAAAAGGGUAAACUACACAAGGAUGUGAUGUACGCAGAGUCUAAAAACACGGUCCAGUUCAUUUGCUGAUUUUGUGUAGCAUGCUUAAUACUUUAUAUAAUAUUAAAAAAGGCUGGUCCUUUUUCUAAAACAUGGAAGCAAUACAAAAAUAUUUUAUACUGUAUAUAUAUACAGUAAUUAUAUAUGCAUACAAUGGUUUUAAAGGUUAACUGAUGCUGUUAACUUUUGUAGACUUUGAUGCUGCCAACUUUUUCAAACAGUUAUUUAAAAUGCACUGAGCCAGAUUGUGUGAAGCCUAUGUUUGUAAAUGAUGUCAAUUUUUUAAAACCUCCACAGAAAAGAAUUUAUUGAGUAAUUCUUGUACUGUAAGUUAAGUUUCAAGAAAAUGUGAGAAACUGAAAUCACAACAAUGAAACAGACUUAUAACACUAGUAUUUUGUAUUAUUUUUACUUCCUAUUUUCUAAUGGAAAAUACUGUGUUUCAUUUUUAAGACUGAGAAAUGUAUGUGUGUAAACUAUUUUUGAAUACAUGGAAGGUGUAAUUUUUGAUGACAUUUUUGAUCCAAAUAUUGAAAGAAGUUUGUUGAUGCUGUAUUGCUAUUGAUUUUACUUGUACUUUCCUGUUCCACAUUGUCAUACGAUUUUUUUUCAUCAAUGUUAUUUAUCUUUGCUACAGCACUAUUUUUUUUCAGAACAG